This is a messenger RNA of Schizosaccharomyces cryophilus OY26, 2894 nucleotides long. RefSeq names its product purine transporter. Bases 1049 to 2755 code for a protein of 568 amino acids. Gene Ontology annotation, molecular function: nucleobase transmembrane transporter activity. Gene Ontology annotation, biological process: nucleobase transport; transmembrane transport. NCBI's taxonomy places the organism in Eukaryota, Fungi, Ascomycota, Schizosaccharomycetes, Schizosaccharomycetales, Schizosaccharomycetaceae. Gene Ontology annotation, cellular component: plasma membrane. The transcript has a single exon. The record is from RefSeq and is a predicted model, not a curated record.
CCAAAUGCUCCUUCGUUUCCAAGUGUUUCGCUAUCUAUUUCCUCUGUAGUACGAUCAACGAAGGGAAGGGAUUCAGACAAGGACAGGGUUGGACUGGAUUGGAUUGGACUGCUGAUGAAUGUUUAUCCAGCCCCAAGAAAGUGCAAAACGAGAGAUUCACUGAAAAAAGUGAAGGAACUUUUUCAUGGAACAUUCUAUGAUUUAUGAUGCAUUUUCCCUUGACGUACUUACCGUAAAGGAAGAACAAUAAAAAAUACCGAAAAUUUUAAGCCACUGCUUUACAUCCCUCCACACUGUCGCUUUUACAAAGAACUGUUCUGCUACCCAUGGUGUAACAUCUUGUUACGGCUCCUCCUCCGACAAUGAUUGACUUCUAACUUAUCUUUACCCCCCACCCUUUAUCUGCACCCAAUCAGUCUGGCGCAGGUUUAUCUUUAACUUAUCGCAUAAAUUAUGCGGUCAUUUACCGAUACGUAUAUAAUCGAAGGAAAAGAAUGCAAAAAAAGACGACGCAAACGAAUCCGAUCCCUCGGUUCUAUACUUCAUGUAAACAAUCCGUAGCAGGUUUGUUAACAGAGUUAGUUGAACUGGACGGUUCCAAAGAUUAGAUAUCACACAAGCAAAUCUUAUCAAAUAAUCUCUUGAUCUUUGUGCCUAAUAUUUAAUGCAAGAAGCAUCUUUCCUUUUCUUGCUAACGCUUGUUGUCUUCAUUUGGUAGUCAAAGCGAAUUUUACAAGACUUCAAUCAUCGAUCACGUUUCUUUUUGUUCAUCCAUUUUAGCAUUUCUUUUAUUCAUGAUUAUUUAAUUUGGUUAUUAAACCUCCAAUUGCUUCAUUUGGUCUAAUUAUUUAUUUUUUUACGUCUUUUUUAUUUUUCUUUCGCAAAUUAAUAGACAAGCUACUUAUUUUGACAUCGAAACAUUGGUUUGUCUUAGUUCAGCCAAUUGCUUAUGUUUUGUUUUCUUUUUUCAUUCAAUUAGUCUUUUCAUCUCAUUUUCAACCUCGUUUGUUUGACUUAUCCUUCUAAUCCUUAUUUAUAUGUUCACGGUAUGAUGUGGAACUAUAAAAAUAGCAAACUCUCGGAUUUUGUCCAGCGCUGGAUCCUUCUGAAUGCAAAAUCCGAAAUGACCAUGUCUGAACGGUUUCUCAAUAACGAGGACCUCUACCCAGUAAAAAAACGUUUUCGGCUUUGGGAUUCAUGGAACUAUGUGGCAUUUUGGCUUGCAGAUGCCAUCAAUGUAAAUACUUGGAUGAUUGCAGGUACCGCGGUUACCAGUGGCCUUGCUUGGUGGGAAGCUUGGAUCACGGUUUGGGUCGGUUACACCUUAUCUGCUUUGAUUUUGGCUGCAGUAGGUCGUGCUGGCUCCGUUUACCACAUUUCUUUCCCCGUUUUAUCCCGUAGCUCCUUUGGCAUCUGGGGCUCUUUCUGGCCAAUCCUCAACCGUGCCGUCAUGGCAUGUAUCUGGUAUGGUGUCCAAGCUUGGAUUGGAGGUGAAUGCGUAACCCUUAUGAUUCGUUCCAUCUGGCCUUCCUUUUCUCAUAUUCCAGAUACAAUGAGUAAGAGUGGGACCAAAACUUAUCAAUGGUUAGGAUUUUUUAUUUUCUGGCUUAUCUCUAAUGUUGCGAUUUGGUUUCCCGUUCACCAACUUCGUCAUUUGUUUACCGUAAAAUCAUUUCUGGCUCCGCCUGCUGCCAUCGCCUUCCUCAUCUGGGCUCUAGUAAAAGCUCACGGAGCAGGUGAUGCUAUUCAUUCGCCUACUACUCUAAACAGAUGGGAUCAUGGUUGGGCUGUUGUUAGCGGUAUUGUCAGUUGCCUUAAUAAUUUUGCUACCCUAAUUGUGAAUAAUCCCGAUUUCACUCGCUUUGCUACAACUCCCAAUGCUCCUUUAUGGCCUCAAAUUAUUACCAUUCCCGUAGGUUUUGGUAUUACAACCUUAAUUGGUGUUUUGGUUGGCUCUGCUUCGAAAUCGAUAUAUGGUGAAAAUAUAUGGAAUCCGUUGGAUCUUCUAUCCAACUUUUUAAAUCAUUCAAAUGCCCAUGGUGUUCGAGCUGGCGUAUUUUUUAUUGCUACAGGACUGUGCCUUGCUCAGUUAGGUACGAACAUCGCCGCUAAUACCGUGUCUGCAGGAAAUGAUCUUUCUGCUUUGUUUCCUGCCGUCAUCAAUAUUCGGAGAGGAGCUUAUAUUGCAUCGAUUGUUGGCAUUGCCAUGUGUCCUUGGAAUUUACUUUCAAGUUCCAAUAGCUUUUCUUCUUCUUUGAGUGCUUAUGCCGUCUUUCUUUCGUCCUUUGCUGGAGUCAUGCUUGCUGAUUAUUAUGUUGUACGCAAAGGCUACCUAAAAGUUGGUUCCUUGUAUACCACCGAUGACAAAGGCCCCUACUGGUUUUUCCACGGCAUCUCUUUUCGUGGGUUUAUUUCCUAUAUAUGCGGUUUAGUAAUUAACGUUACCGGUUUGGCCGGUAGCGUAGGAGACAAGGUACCCCAGGCUGCUAUGACAAUGAGUAAGCUGGCUUACUUAAUUGGAAUCCUCGUUUCAUUCAUAGCCCAUGUUAUUAUUUGCACUGUUUUUCCUGUUACUGAGUGCGGCAGCAAGUACAUGGAUGAACAUUUUGAAGAGACCGACCACUACCUGCUUCAAAUGGAGACUCCUACGGAUAUUGAAGAAACAGAAGGAGUUCCUCUGUCAACAUUUGACACUGAAAAGUUCGAUUCAAAACUUAAGGCUGACCAUGUUCAUUCUUCAGAAUUAAAAGUAUAACGGUUUUUUUGGUCCAACUUUUUUAUUUAUAAGCUUAAUUAUUUUCGGAUCCGAUUUUACAGGUUUAUAGAUAGAGUAUAAUUAUCACUGCAUUUUUUAAAUUAUGAUUACAAUAAUUAGAAAAUAAUGUAAAAAGCUG